AUUGGAGUGUAACGUCAACGAUCACAACGUAACUUGCAUUUCGGGUUCCGAUUCGAUUGGUGAAAAUGAUCGUAAAUCAAUAUUUCGUCGUUGAUAUUUGUGUUUGUAUAUGUUUUGAUAUCAUACGCUUAAUUAUUUAGUGUGUGCGCGUGUGACACAGGUACACACGCAAACUAUUUUUUGUAAUGUAUUUUGUCAAAUACGGUAGAAUUAUUUCAAAAUUUAAAAAUACAUUUUAAAAGAUCAAAUGUAAUUUGCUAUUUUUGAGAUUGAAUAUGACGUAUUAUUUAUAUUUAGAAAUGUAAGUAUAUUUUCAUUUUGACAGCACAUGUUACAUAUACAGUAUAUAGUAAAAUGAUUUACAAUAUUUUAUAAACUUAAAUAUGUACAAUAAUGUAAUUAUUUGGUCAGACUAAGUUUACAAUUUAUUCAUUUUUAACCUAUAAAUAACAUUUUCAAAGUAAAAAAUAUUUUCAUACAAGGUUUUGAUAAUUAUUGAAUACAAUUUUUAGUACGGACCAUUACUCUGUUCGCUCGAAGAUCUCUGUCGCUUUAAACAGUCGCCCAAGGACCCUUUGUCUGCGCAUGCGCACAUCAUCCGGCGAAAAGUGACGACCAGUUAAAAAAAAACUUAGGAAGUCGUAAUUCUCCUCGCACGCACAAAAGAAGCUCUUUUUUUUAAUGUUCUUUGUGAACAUCACCGGCUCGUCUGACGAUAUGAGUUAGCUUAUCUUGACAGGUAAUUUUGCUGGCAUUGCCUCGGUGAAAAUGGAGCGGGAGUUUGAGGACAUUGAAUCGGAGGGCCGGUGGCACAAAUUAUACAUGGAGAUCCGAAGUCAGUCCCACGAGUGCUCCUACAAAGUGGCCAAGUAUCCCGAGAACCGCAGCCGCAACAGAUACAGAGAUGUCAGCCCCUUCGAUCACAGUCGAGUGAAGCUGAAGAAUGCCGACAACGACUACAUCAACGCCAGCCUGGUGGUGAUGGAGGAAGCGCAGAGAUGUUACAUAUUGACUCAGGGUCCCCUCAGGAACACGUGUGGCCACUUCUGGCUCAUGAUCUGGGAACAAAAGACCAAAGCCAUCGUCAUGCUCAAUAGGGUGAUUGAGAAAGGCUUGGAAAAGUGCGCUCAGUACUGGCCCGUGGCCGAGGAGCGCGAGAUGGCGUUCAGGGACACGCGCUUUCUCGUCACGCUGCUGUCGGAAGACGUGAAGUCGUACUACACCACCAGAGCGCUGGAGCUGCACAACAUGAGUACCGGGGAGAAGCGGGAGAUCCACCACUUUCACUACACAACGUGGCCCGACUUCGGCGUGCCCGAGUCGCCGGCGUCCUUCCUCAAAUUCCUGCUGAAGGUGCGCGAGUCCGGGGCGCUGGGCGCCGACCACGGGCCGGCCGUGGUGCACUGCAGCGCCGGCAUCGGACGCUCGGGCACCUUCUCGCUGGUGGACACGUGUCUCGUGCUGAUGGACAGAAGAAAAGAAGAGUCGCCGUUGGACAUCCGGAGGAUCCUGUUGGAUAUGCGAAAGUACCGCAUGGGUCUCAUCCAGACGCCCGACCAGCUGCGCUUCUCCUUCAUGUCCGUCCUCGAAGGAGCCAAGUGCAUCUCGGGCGACUCGUCGGCGCAGACUCGGCGCCGGCGAGACGGGGAGCCCGCCGCCGACUCGCCGGAGAGAUGCAACGGCGGCCAGCGAGCGGGACCGACCGGCGAGGAACGCGACGACAAACGUGGCGGCGAGAGGCCGAGCCGGUCGCCGGAGCAGGACGACGGCGCCGCGCACAAGCGACGUCGGGACGAGAGUUUCUCCGCGGGCCAAAGCCAGAGGACCGAUGCUGCCGACAAGAAGCGGAAAAGAUCAAAGAGCAGCGACUCCUGACCGGGCGCCACCGAGCUGAGGCUGCGUUCGACAGCAAAAAAAAAACAACAACAAACAAAGAAA
Molecule: messenger RNA, 1938 nt
Organism: Hippocampus zosterae (dwarf seahorse)
Lineage: Eukaryota; Metazoa; Chordata; Actinopteri; Syngnathiformes; Syngnathidae
Gene: ptpn2b
Product: protein tyrosine phosphatase non-receptor type 2b
Exons: 10
Coding region: 769-1875 (368 amino acids)
Biological process (GO): protein dephosphorylation
Molecular function (GO): protein tyrosine phosphatase activity
Source: RefSeq, a predicted model, not a curated record